AUACAGGGACUAUUAUUCAAACACAAAGCACCCUUACACAUGUCAACGAGAGCUUAAAUUCAAAUUUUGACCCCUGCAAACAAACCCUCACUCCAAAAUUCAAAAUCACACUCACUCACUCACACAAUUUCACCCCAAAAUCACCAUCAUUCUUCCAGUUCCACCUACAAUAAUAUCUCUCAUGUUAUUCUAGAGAGAGAGAGAGAACCUCUCAUUGAAUUUAAACAACUGUGUUUCUAGAGAGAGAAACAUUCAACGCAAAAUCUAGGGUUUGAAUAAACUGCUUGUGAAACAGGAUGAAUGCGGUAGGUAGACACGGUCAAAGUCAAAGAUCCGGUGCGUCUGGAGCUCAUCACCAGCGGCAAUACUCCGAUAACUUUUUGGAAGCCACAUCUUCGUCGGCUAACGGCCGGUGGCUACAACCGGCUUCCAACGCUUCUUCUGACUUUGGUUAUCAAGGUGCUAGAAUGUAUAAUAAUAGUAGUAGGAAUGUUGGUGCGCAAAGGUCGUUUAGCGGUGGGAGUGAUUUGUUUGUUGAGGCGUUGACGCCACCGCGACAGAAGCACGGUGGCGGUGAUGACAACAAUGGAUUUAGUCCUGGCUUGUUAGAUCUGCAUUCGUUUGAUACCGAGCUUAUCUCCGAGGUGCCUGUAACCGGAACUUAUGGUGCUCCGAUGUAUAACAGUGAUCGUGGCAGAGGCUUUGAUGAUGUAGAGACAUAUUUGGGGAAUAACAAACAGGCUAGUAAAGCUCGAGGUUUGCCUGAUAACAGUCUUUUAAAAAGUUUUGCUCCAGAAAAGGAGAAGGCGAGCAAUGUUGCCAAGAUCAAAGUUGUGGUGCGCAAGAGACCCUUGAAUAAAAAGGAGUUAGCAAAGAACGAGGAAGAUAUUAUUACUACUGAGCCCCAUUCCAAUUGCCUUACAGUUCAUGAGACAAAACUCAAGGUUGAUCUCACGGAAUACAUGGAGAAGCAUGGAUUUGUUUUUGACGCGGUACUAAAUGAAGAGGUUUCUAAUGAUGAGGUUUAUCAUGAAACUGUUGAGCCCAUAGUUCCAAUAAUUUUCCAACGUACCAAAGCUACAUGCUUUGCGUAUGGACAAACAGGAAGUGGAAAGACUUUCACAAUGAAACCCUUACCUCUUAAAGCAUCUAGGGAUAUCCUCAGGCUCGUGAAUCAUACCUAUCGUAGCCAAGGUUUUCAGUUGUAUUUUAGCUUCUUCGAGAUCUACGGUGGGAAACUCUACGAUCUCCUCAAUGACAGGAAGAAAUUGUGCAUGAGGGAAGACGGUAGUAAACAAGUAUGCAUUGUCGGUUUACAAGAAUACAAAGUCUCAGAUGUGGAAACAAUAAAAGAGCUAAUCGAAAGAGGGAAUGCAACAAGAAGUACCGGAACUACUGGUGCCAAUGAGGAAUCUUCUAGAUCUCAUGCCAUACUUCAACUUGUCGUCAAAAGAUCUAUUGACGGAAGCGAAACUAAACCUCCUAGAGUUGUUGGGAAACUCUCGUUCAUAGAUCUUGCUGGAAGUGAACGCGGUGCAGAUACUACGGACAAUGAUAAGCAAACAAGAAUGGAAGGUGCUGAGAUUAAUAAGAGCUUGCUUGCAUUGAAGGAAUGCAUAAGAGCUCUUGAUAACGAUCAGGGUCAUAUUCCGUUUAGAGGCAGUAAAUUAACUGAAGUUUUGAGGGAUUCGUUUGUUGGAAACUCACGAACUGUUAUGAUUUCUUGCAUUUCACCAAAUGCUGGAUCUUGUGAGCAUACGCUUAAUACCCUACGAUAUGCCGACAGGGUGAAAAGUCUCUCAAAAGGGAACAAAAAAGACACGACUUUUAGUUCCAAGGAACCAACAGCAGUGUCGAUGUCUACUACUGCUUUACCCCGAGUUUCGUCAUAUGAAGAUAACAUGGUUGAUUCAUAUCUUGAACAAGUCGAAGAAGACGAUUAUGAAUCCGCAGAAGAGUUUUAUGAGGCUGAACAACCGUCAUGGAAGAAUAAUAACUCUAAAGUUGAACCUUAUAGCUUCUCAAAUGCACCGGAUAAGAACAGGAGAACCAACGGUCAAACAAAGUCAAAGGAGCUACCUAAAGCUGAAUCAAGAAACUGGAACCCUGAUGACGAGUUGAAUGCCCUUUUACAGGAGGAGGAAGAUCUUGUCAAUGCGCACCGGAAACAAGUUGAGGAUACCAUGGAUAUUGUUAGAGUGGAGAUGAACCUAUUGGUGGAGGCAGAUGAACCAGGGAACCAGCUAGACGACUAUGUGGCAAAACUGAACACAAUCUUGGCUCAGAAGGCUGCAGCCAUUUUACAACUACAGAACCGUCUGGCUCAUUUUCAAAGGCGUCUUAGGGACCAUGAUGUGUUAUUGUCAUCUGGUCAGUAAAUGGUUAGGAUUUGUUGGUCAGAAUAUGGAAGUUAAAUCAGUUGGGCUUUAUACAGUAUUUUGGGUUACAAAAUAUUCACCCUGGUUAUGGGUCAAAUCUUGUCAUUCAUUGUUGUUUCAUGCUAUGUAAACUCAUGAUAAAAGAUGAUUCAUUUUCGAUUUUCCCCCCUGA
Molecule: messenger RNA, 2550 nt
Organism: Helianthus annuus (common sunflower)
Lineage: Eukaryota; Viridiplantae; Streptophyta; Magnoliopsida; Asterales; Asteraceae
Product: kinesin-like protein KIN-13B
Exons: 12
Coding region: 297-2378 (693 amino acids)
Biological process (GO): microtubule-based movement
Molecular function (GO): ATP binding; microtubule motor activity; microtubule binding
Source: RefSeq, a predicted model, not a curated record